Molecule: messenger RNA, 2564 nt
Organism: Frieseomelitta varia
Lineage: Eukaryota; Metazoa; Arthropoda; Insecta; Hymenoptera; Apidae
Gene: Mfe2
Product: peroxisomal multifunctional enzyme type 2
Exons: 16
Coding region: 199-2364 (721 amino acids)
Molecular function (GO): oxidoreductase activity
Source: RefSeq, a predicted model, not a curated record
CACAGUAGAGCUGCAACUUUACGGUAUCUACCAUACGUGUCUAAUAAUCUGAAAAACAGUGAUUGUGAUGUAAAAAUAAAUGGACUUUAAUCUAGUUUAAAUUUUGCUGUUUCAUUACGAAGAAAAACAUUUAUAAGUGCAGGUCGACACUCAGAUUCGUCAUUUUCUGAUUUACUUCAAUAAUUUCACGCUGACAUAAUGAAGCCAGAAUUACGUUUCGUCGAUCGCGUAGUUAUAGUAACCGGAGCUGGAGCAGGUUUGGGCCGUGCUUAUGCCUUGCUUUUUGCUUCAAGAGGUGCAAGUGUUGUCGUAAAUGAUCUAGGAGGAAGCAGACACGGUGAUGGAAACAGUUCUAAAGUUGCUGAUGCAGUUGUCAACGAAAUUAGGAAAAAUGGUGGAAAGGCAGUGGCCAAUUAUGACUCUGUUCUUGAUGGUGCAAAAAUUGUCAAAACAGCUAUCGGUGCAUUUGGACGCAUAGAUGUAAUUGUCAAUAAUGCUGGAAUUUUAAGAGAUAAAUCUUUUUCUAAAAUGUCAGAGACUGAUUGGGAUUUAGUGCAAAAUGUUCAUCUAAAAGGUGCAUUUAAAAUCACUCAAGCUGCUUGGCCUUAUUUUGUUAAACAAAAAUAUGGCAGGAUAAUCGUGACAGCGAGCAACAGUGGCUUGUAUGGAAACUUUGGCCAAGUGAAUUACAGUGCAGCAAAAAUGGGUCUUAUUGGCUUAGCUAAUACAUUAGCUAUUGAAGGCCAAAGCAAGAACAUACAUACAAAUAUAAUAAUACCAACAGCUGCUUCUCGUUUAACAGAAGAUGUUUUACCACCAGAAAUUUUUGAGCAGUUAAAACCUGAAUUAAUAGCUCCCGUAGUUGUUUGGUUGUGUCAUGAAAAAUGUAUGGAAAAUGGCUCUAUUAUUGAAUCUGCAUUAGGCUGGGCAGGAAAAUGUCAUGUAAUUCGUUCAUCAGGAUCAGUAUUAAGACCAAAUUUGUCAAGCAAUGUCACUCCCGAAGAUGUCGAAGAAAGAUGGUCAGCUAUUACCGAUAUGUCUACUGCUAAACAUUUUGAUUCUAUCGCAGAAGUAACAGGAGAAUUUUUGGUUACUAUUGAUGCAAUGAAAUCUGGAAAUUUUGACCCACAGAAUAGUGUCAUCGUCAAACGUUCUUACAAUGAGCGGGACAUUAUAUUAUAUGCGUUAGGAGUUGGUGCUUCUGUUCAAAUACCAACUGAUUUCCGUUACUUAUAUGAAAAUGAUAGCAAUUUUGCUGUAUUGCCUACAUUCCUUAGUACAUAUAGUUCUUUAUUCAUUGAUCUGACCAUACUGGAAAAAUCGCUACCAAGUGGUGAACUAAAUCCAAUGAAGAUAUUGCACGGAGAGCAAUAUGUGGAAAUUUAUAAAGAAUUACCAACGGAAGCUACAAUCGAGACACGUAUGCAAGUUGUGGAUGUACUAGAUAAGGGAUCGGGUGCUGUAUUUGUAGUACAAAAUGAAACGUUUGAUACCAGCAAUGGAGAUAAAUUAUGCACAACACAAAUGAUAUUAUUCGUAGUGGGAGCUGGAGGUUUUCAAGGAAAGCGAUCAUCUUCAAAAAUCAUACCAACUGCCGAAGCACCUAAUCGACAGCCAGAUGCAUCAGUUACUCAACAAACAAGUCAUGAUCAGGCUGCAUUAUACAGAUUAAGUGGUGAUAAAAAUCCUUUGCAUAUCGAUCCAAACGUAGCAAUGAUAGCAGGUUUCAAACAACCAAUUCUACAUGGAUUAUGUUCUCUUGGUUUUUCUGUCCGUCAUGUUCUUCAAACUUAUGCAAAUGGUGAUCCAAGCUUUUUUAAGGCCGUAAAGGCACGUUUUGCGAAACCAGUAAUUCCAGGGCAAUCACUGCAAACAAAUAUGUGGCAAGAAGGAAAUAGAAUACAUUUUCAAACAUCUACUGUAGAAGAGAAUCUACCAGUUAUAACAGGUGGUUAUGUUGAUUUAAAACGCACGAUGCCUACGCAAUUGACAGUAAAUCGUUUAUCUGGCAGCAAUCCUAUGGAAAGUGAUGCAGUGUUUGCGACAAUUGGUGAAUACGUGAAAGCAAAUCCGGAACAGGCAAAGAAAAUCAAUGGAGUAUUUCUUUAUCACAUUUUGAUGAAAGGGGAACCUCAAGCAACAUGGACUUUAGAUUUGAGAAAAGGCGAAGUAUAUAAAGGAGGACUAAAAUCAGGAAAACCUGAUGCAACAUUAACUCUUGAGAAUGAAGACAUGAUUCAAAUAGCUUUGGGUAAAUUAAAUCCACAAACGGCGUUCAUGCAAGGAAAGUUAAAAGUCGCUGGAAAUCUCAUGCUUAUACAAAAGUUAGCUACACUCAUGGAAGCAAGUAGAUCAAAAUUGUAAUAUUGAUGCAUGAUUAGCAUUUUGUUGAAAUAUAUAAUUACCUAUGUUAAUUUUUAUAAUAUUUUUUAUUCACUUUGGAGGUGAGUUGUAUGGUUAGGGAUAAAAUACAACAUAAAUAUGAAUACAGUGUGUGCUGCAAAUAUGGAAAUAUAUCUGUAUAUUCACAGUUGUAAUAAAUUCAAAUUUUAUAUUGUUUCUAA